Molecule: messenger RNA, 1152 nt
Organism: Jatropha curcas
Lineage: Eukaryota; Viridiplantae; Streptophyta; Magnoliopsida; Malpighiales; Euphorbiaceae
Product: Metal-dependent phosphohydrolase
Cellular component (GO): cytoplasm
Molecular function (GO): 5'-deoxynucleotidase activity
Source: RefSeq, a predicted model, not a curated record
AUAACUAGUAAGAAAAAUAAUAAUAAAAAAAAAUCCGAAAAUGGGAAGUGCAAGCAGAGUGUUACUCUGUAAAUCAUCAUCCUCACUCGUUUUCUUCGGACCAGCUGUCUCUUGCUCUCAACUAAGAUUCAAAUCCUUCUCUCCGUCACCGAUAAACCCUAGAGUUCACAAUCAACAUCAUCGUAUGGCCACCGAAGCUUCGCCAUCUUCUUCUUCCGUCACAAACGGUGAUAAUAACGUUCACCCUCCGGCAAAUGAUGGUGCUGCUUCUCCGCCUGCUGCUUCUGCUAUUGAUUUUCUCUCUUUAUGUCACAACCUUAAGAAAACGAAGAGAGCUGGAUGGGUGAAGAGAGAUAUAAAGAAUCCAGAAUCAAUUGGUGAUCAUAUGUAUCGAAUGGGAUUAAUGGCUCUUAUUGCUCCUGAUAUUCCUGGCAUUGAUAGAGACAAGUGUAUAAAAAUGGCCAUUGUUCAUGAUAUUGCAGAAGCUAUUGUUGGAGAUAUUACCCCUUCAGAUGGGGUACCUAAGGCAGAGAAAAGCCGACAAGAGCAGGAAGCUUUAGACCACAUGUGCAAAUUACUAGGAGGAGGGUUGAGAGCCCAGGAAAUAUGUCAAUUAUGGAUGGAGUACGAGGAGAAUUCUUCACCAGAAGCCAAAAUUGUGAAGGACUUUGACAAGGUGGAGAUGAUACUUCAAGCCUUAGAAUAUGAAAAUGAGCAAGAGAGGGAUUUGGAUGAGUUUUUUCAAUCAACUGCCGGGAAGUUUCAGACCGAAGUGGGCAAAGCAUGGGCAUUAGAAAUAGCAUCAAGAAGAAGAAGAAAGGGGCAUUAGUUUCGACCUUGUCGGGUAUCUUUUGCUCUUGAAACUUUACUUCUUGAAUUCCGUGGAUUACGUAAGUAGAUUCAAUCAGUAAUACUGAGAAUAUGUUGACCAAAGGAAUAAAGAUUAAAAAGUUACGAAAAUUCUUAAUUUUUUUUGAAUCUCUAUAUUUGCCUCUUGUUUCUGAUUUUACUUAAACAUCUUCAGUGCCCAACUAGCCAUGCAGGUCACUGGUGAUUCUAUUUUCUUUCUUUUAUAUUUUAUUGUUUUCCAGUUAUUUACUUCUAUAUGUCAGAUGCUCGAUAUAAGAUUUGACCAGGUUUUGAGGAACAAAA